Molecule: messenger RNA, 936 nt
Organism: Trachymyrmex cornetzi
Lineage: Eukaryota; Metazoa; Arthropoda; Insecta; Hymenoptera; Formicidae
Exons: 5
Coding region: 355-936 (193 amino acids)
Source: RefSeq, a predicted model, not a curated record
UCCUACUCUGAACCAACUGUCGCUGUAAAAAUUAAGAUUUCUACGUGAUUAUUUUGUGAUAGUCAACCUCCCUCCUUAACUCCGGUAACCGUGAUUACCGCCCUUGCCGCUCGGGGCGAGAAUCACGCCGAGCCGUCAUUGAACGGGCCUACGCCGCGUCCGAGGGGCAUCCGCACUCGCGCGCCCCGGACGUGACACAGACACAUUGGAAAAACGUAUACGUACUAUAAUGGAAAGUAAUAAAAUAAAAUCAAAAAGAAAUACUACAUAUUGUUUUAUGGCGCAAUGUCAUAACUAUAAGAAACAGGGGAUUAGUUUCCAUCACUUUCCAAAAGAUAAGAAGCUCAAGAAACAAUGGGAAAUUGCUUUAAAAAUGGGAAAAUGUUAUCCGCAAGCAUGCGUGUCUGUUCUGAACAUUUUUUAUCAGAAGAUUUCUUUUUUCAAGGUAAUAAGAAACGACAUUAUUUGAAGUCAAAUGUUGUUCCCUCGCAGAAACUUCCAAUUAGAUCACAUGAUGCACAAGAGACAUCUCCUCAAAAGCAAAAAAGAAAAGCUAGAGAACAACGUCUUUAUUACAGAAAACAAAAUCAAGACAAAUUUCUCAGCUUGACUGAUACAAAUAAUGAUAAAGAUACAAUUGAAAAUCAUAUAGUACAAUCAGAAAACAGCAAUUAUGGUAAUACUUAUUUCGUCGAUCGUACUGAAAAGGUUGAAGAGGUUCCAAAAAUUCCUAUUGAAAAGCCACAUUAUGUCAAGUGCAGAAUAUUGACUUAUUCAAAUUAUAAAAAACGCCAUACAAUCAAAUGGAAUGUUGCCGUGACGCCGUCUGGUCUUAUAGUACAUGUCAGUAGCAGUUAUGGAGGCUCGGUAUUCCUGGUACGCAAGGAUUACAUAAAUGAUGAACGGAGGUCUCUCAGUCUCAUAGUAACCAAGUGA